CUGCGGUUCCCUCCCACAUCUUUCACUCGUUCUCUGAAAUUUUAAUUGACUUUUCUCCCCUCAUAAAAAAAACCUACCAAUGGCUCCCGCAAAGGCAGAGAAGAAGCCCGCGGAGAAGAAGCCGGCAGAGAAGGCCCCAGCGGAGAAGAAGCCGAAGGCGGAGAAGAAGAUAUCGAAGGAAGGAGGAAGCGAGAAGAAGAAGAAGAGAACAAAGAAGAGCGUUGAGACCUACAAGAUCUACAUCUUCAAGGUGUUGAAGCAAGUGCACCCCGACAUCGGGAUCUCCAGCAAGGCUAUGGGGAUCAUGAACAGUUUCAUAAACGACAUCUUCGAGAAGCUCGCCCAGGAGUCAUCGCGUCUCGCUAGGUACAACAAGAAGCCCACCAUUACUUCCAGGGAGAUCCAAACGGCGGUGCGUUUGGUCCUCCCUGGGGAGUUGGCCAAGCAUGCCGUUUCUGAAGGCACCAAGGCCGUCACCAAAUUCACCAGCUCUUGAUUGGUUUCGUGUGUUUAUGUCAGGGUUUUCUGUUAGCCCGAUUUAAUUAGGGUUUCUUUUCCUUUUUAUUUCUUUGAGUAUGUAGAUGUAAAAUUAAAGCCUUUUAUUUUUAAAUAAUAUAAUUGCCGUUUUGUUAACUUGCGUUUA
Glycine soja is the source of this 643-nucleotide messenger RNA. Its product is annotated as probable histone H2B.3. Gene Ontology annotation, biological process: nucleosome assembly. Bases 80 to 496 code for a protein of 138 amino acids. The record is from RefSeq and is a predicted model, not a curated record. The transcript has a single exon. Gene Ontology annotation, molecular function: DNA binding; protein heterodimerization activity; structural constituent of chromatin. Gene Ontology annotation, cellular component: nucleosome. NCBI's taxonomy places the organism in Eukaryota, Viridiplantae, Streptophyta, Magnoliopsida, Fabales, Fabaceae.